Messenger RNA from Theileria annulata, 1824 nucleotides. RefSeq names its product ferrodoxin reductase-like protein, putative. Gene Ontology annotation, cellular component: cytoplasm. Gene Ontology annotation, molecular function: oxidoreductase activity, acting on NAD(P)H; 2 iron, 2 sulfur cluster binding; flavin adenine dinucleotide binding. The coding region runs from base 1 to 1824 and encodes 607 amino acids. The transcript is spliced from 15 exons. NCBI's taxonomy places the organism in Eukaryota, Apicomplexa, Aconoidasida, Piroplasmida, Theileriidae. The record is from RefSeq and is a predicted model, not a curated record.
AUGAAGAUUUUCGAAAAGACUAUAUUCAGAAAUUUAAAGAACUUGUGCCCAUAUAAACCUUCAAGGAAUGCCAUUUAUCCCUAUGUAAACUCAUCAAACGAUAAAGGCUGGAAGCUUGAUAGCACCUUUUAUAUCGGAGUUCCCGCUUUCUUAUCCAUCUCUUAUUUAUCAUAUUAUUCUUUAAAAACCAAAAGUUAUUGUAAUGGAUUCAAUAAGGUGGAACUGGGAAGUUUAUCCGACUUCAAAGAUGGAGAAUCUAAACAAGUUAAGGUUUAUAAUGGGAAGGACACAGUUUUGGUAUCGAAGAUUAAAGGAACUUUCUAUGUUACAGGGAGCUCCUGCCCACAUUUUUCUGCCUCAUUCGUCGAUGGAGCAGUAACAGACGAACUCCUAAUUUGUCCUUGGCAUAACGCUAAGUUCAAAUUAAGUGACGGAUCAUGUGUAAAUGGCCCGUGCAUGGGUGGAAUAGCAACAUAUGAGCCAGUUGUACAGGAAGAUAAACUAUACGCUUUACUUCCGCCAACACCACUGCCGCUGGAAGUGGAUAUGAUGAGAGAUAAAUCCAACGGAAGAGAUAAUAGAGUUUUCGUUAUAUGCGGAGGAGGAGCCUCAGCCCACGCAGCAGCAGAAACCCUGAGACUUAAGGGAUUUAAAGGCCGCAUAUUAAUGUAUGCCGACGAGAAAUAUUUACCAUAUUAUCGACCCUACCUAUCCAAAGCAUUCAGUAAAGAAUAUGACAAAGUUCCAGACGAACAGGCGCUAAGACCAAAGGAAUUUUAUAAGAAUAACCAAAUUGAAUUCUAUGCUGGAAAAUCAGUUCGCCUUGUCAACGACAAGGAUCAUACAAUCACCCUGUCUGAUGGAACUACAGUGAAAUAUGACAAAGUUUUGGUUGCCACCGGCAAUUUUUCCGCUAGGCUACCUGUAUCCCAGAACAAUAAUUAUGAUAACCUUUUCACCAUAAGAACCAUAGAUGACUUUAAGGGGUUGUCGAAGUUUGUUAAGCCAAAUUCAAAUAUCGUUAUUGUCGGUGCAAACUUUAUCGGCUGUGAACUUUCGUCUGUCCUUAAGUCCACAGGAGCCAACGUGACAGUUUUAACAAAUGCUGAAACUCCAUUGGAAUCGAUAGUUGGUAAACGAGUAGGAAACGUUGUAGCUAAAUUAAUGGAAAAAAACGGAGUGAAAUUCAUUCCCAAAUGCACAGUUAAAAAAUACAAUUUGAGUGGAAAUAAAGUUAAUGAGGUGGUUUUGGAUAAUAAUACUACUCUGAAGGCAGAUGUAGUUAUCGAGGGUGUGGGUACCAGAGUUGACACUUCCCUUUUACCAUGUGCACAGUUGGCUAAAAAUGGAACUGUUCUAGUCGAUGAAGCUUUCAGAUGUAAGGGUUGUAAAGAUGUGUUUGCCUCUGGAGAUCUGGUGAGUUACCCGUACCAUAGAACAGGGAAACCCGUCUCAGUCAAACACUGGAAUGUAGCACUCCAACAUGGGCGUGUUGCCGCAAGUAACAUGGUCGAUAAGCCUGCAAAGAUGGACAUGAUCCCCUUCUUCUGGUCAAAUUUUUUCAAGACUGGUUUUAGGUUUGCCGGCGUCAUUGAUGGAACUGAGGAGCUAGUAUUUGAGGGCGACGUUGACUCCCACAAAUUCGCAGUAUACUACGUUAAGGACAAAAAUGUGGUUGCCGUUUUGUCUAUGGGUAUGGGCCCAUUUUCUUCUUAUAUGACAGAGGCGUUUGACAAGAAAUGCAUGCCUUCAUAUGCUGCACUGAAGAUGGGUGCUGCAAACUCUCAAUCCAUAAUUGAAUGUGUAAAUAAGUUUAAAGUCUAG